ACGCCAAACGUUUUCUUUAUUUCCACCGCUUUUCCAUCGACGACAAUGUCGCCGCAACGAACAAAUAAACAACAACGCGACAUUUGGCGAUCGUCAGUUGUACGCGGCGCCGGCAACCCGUAUGUCCUAGUGCAAAAAUAAACAAAUAAUAACUCUAGUGAAGAUCGUUACUUACAAAAUAAAAAUUUAGCAUAAAUAUGUAACAAUACACAACAACAAAAUUUUAAUAUUGUUAAUGGACAAUAAAAACAUGGAUUUGAUAAAGAUGUGGAGUAAUUUGAUAGCGGCGAACGCAAUAUACAGGAAUAUAAAUUCCGAGGGUGUUUGCGCCCUGCCAACAACAUACUUCAUGCAAGGUGUGCACUUGUUCGCUUCGGAAAAUGCAUUGAAUUGCGACGUGUCCGAAGCGACGAUUUCGGAUGAUGAAUCUGACGCCUCCGAAGUCGAAGUCGAACCUGACAAUGAAAGGUAUUCGCAAGAUGACGUGAGUCUCGCAGAUUCGAGCAAAAGUGAUGAUCAACGCUCAACAACGCCGAGUUCAACGGUAUUACACAGUAGGAGACGCAUUCAACGAACCAGAUAUUCACGUGAAGAAUACAAAUGUCCGACUUGCGCAUAUACGUGCACAAUUGAGAAAGCUUUCUUUAAACAUCUGCGACAAGAUUGCGAGCAGGCAACGAACAGCGAAGGCAAUCCGAGAAUUUCCUGUCCGAUUUGUGGCAAGGAUCGAGAUUCGGAGCCGUUGUUGAUGGCACAUAUGGUCAAACAUCGUUGUGGGAAACAUUUCUGUUGUGAUUUGUGCAAAUUCCGCACAUUGCAGAUGAAAAAGUUAAUUCAACAUCGAAGAAUGCACACUGGUGAAAAACCACACCUCUGUCCAUACUGCUCGUAUCGUUCAGCAAGAAGAGACAACCUUCGAUCCCAUGUGCGACGUGUGCACAAAAAAGAAAAUCUUACCUGCGACACGUUUGCACCUCGCAACAUGAUCCUGCACGCCAGCUCUGCUUCAACCCCUGCAACAGCUCACAGUUCUAAUGCAACCGUCCUCGCGUAAAAUGUACGUAUGCAAAAUAAACGCUGUAAAAGUCUGAUUAGAUUAAUUCAACGAAAAAACAACUUUUUACUGUGUGUAGUUUAAGAAAAGUCGUCCAUUUUAAAUUUCGAAAUAAAAUUCAAUGUCUAGAAUAUUGCUGAAAAUUUUGACGGCUCAAACAUAUAACUUGAUUCGAAACAAUAUUAAUAUAGUUAAGGAAUACUGUUGUCUAUUAUCAGUAAUCAUGUAAUGUUUAACGACGCAUGUAAGUUUUUGGAUGUUUUUUGAACUCGUUAAGUUUUACAGAGGAUAUUUUCUGACGUAUUUUUUGAAGUACAUACAUUUAAAUAUAUUUCUGAGUAUUUGAAUGUGUAUGCGGCGCAAUUGUUGCAAAUAAAUGUGCGAAUAAUUACAA
Dalotia coriaria is the source of this 1448-nucleotide messenger RNA. RefSeq names its product RE1-silencing transcription factor B-like. The record is from RefSeq and is a predicted model, not a curated record. The transcript is spliced from 3 exons. NCBI's taxonomy places the organism in Eukaryota, Metazoa, Arthropoda, Insecta, Coleoptera, Staphylinidae. The coding region runs from base 236 to 1054 and encodes 272 amino acids. Gene Ontology annotation, cellular component: nucleus. Gene Ontology annotation, biological process: regulation of gene expression.